Molecule: messenger RNA, 1697 nt
Organism: Mycena citricolor
Lineage: Eukaryota; Fungi; Basidiomycota; Agaricomycetes; Agaricales; Mycenaceae
Source: the annotation of a GenBank genome assembly
AUACAGCCUGGGCAUAUCGCGCCGACCAAUUGCUUCUCACUCGACAACCUCAGAAAAUCACACGCCGGUGGGGCAGGAAGCCGCACUUUGGAAAGGCACCGGGACUGGGUGCCAUUCACGGUCUCAUGCUGCGACGUACUCUCAUCUUCUGUCUCUUGCUACUACCCUCCCUGACAUGGCAGCGCUCAACUCUCGGAGAACGCGCCCUCACGCCUCUUUCGUUGGACUCGAUGUCCGAGCUCGUGUCUUCUCCGGAUCCGUUGAAGCAGCUCGAUCCUAAUGACCCCCAUUCGCACCUCUCGAAGAUUCUGAUACCCCGUGUCCCGGAUACAGCGAAUAACACUCUAGUCCGGAACUACAUCGUUUCGAAGUUCAAAGCGCUGAACUGGCACAUCGAACUCAACAACUUCGAAGACAAUACACCGUUUGGACGGAAGAAUUUCACGAAUAUCAUCGUGACGAAGGACCCCAAAGCUACGCGACGCAUCGUAUUGGCGGCACACUUUGACAGCAAGUACUUCCCUGAGCCAAACCAUUUUCUCGGUGCUACUGACUCAGCGGCCCCCUGCGCUCUGAUGGUUGACCUUGGGGAGUCCUUGAAUCACCUACUGGAUGAAAGAGCUGCACGAUUUGAUGCUGGGACGGAAGAUGACGAAGACACUCCAUCUAUGGUGCCAGGCGAGUUCUUCGAAACCUCCGUCUUCCAUCCUGUCGAACCGGUCCACAGACAUCUUGCCGAGAAAUGGGCAACCUCGUAUAUCAUGCCCCACAGUAAACGACGUUUGAUGGGUCCUCAAGACACCGAGAUAUCGGGCAUCGAGCAUUUUAUUCUUCUGGACCUCCUUGGUGCCGAGAACCCACAGAUCCGCUCAUAUACCCUGGACACAGCAUGGCUCUACGAUGCGCUGGUGUCGGUGGAGACGCGUUUGGGCGAUAGUGGAGCCUACGCCUACGGCAGCGAGCAGAGUAUGGCUCCUGGGCACUGGCGAUCAUUUUUCGCCUCUCGUAGCUCUGUGGAGAUGAAUCUGGGUGGAAUUGGGGACGACCAUGUUCCAUUCCUGCAGAAAGGUGUUGAUGUGCUGCAUCUCAUCAGCUCACCCUUCCCCAACGUUUGGCAUACUGUUAGGGAUGAUGCAUCCGCGCUGCACUUGCCAACUCUGCGAAGAUGGAACAUAAUGAUGCGAGUCUUUUUCGCCGAGUAUCUGAAUCUACGACCAGACGAGAAAAAAUCUCGUGAUGAUUCGAGCACGGUCGUCGAGAGGUCGGAAACUGAUCUUCGCAUUUAGUUCGUGUUUUUAUGGAAUGUACAGUACCUGUAUCAAUACAACACAGCACUAGAGAACCCUCUCGUCCGAUGCCAUCGUCCCCUUCCCAACACGGAAGACACGGCGCUCAGAUCGUCAACAAGGUCUUGUAGUGCUUGAUCAAUCGAGAAGCGUCCGCCGCGUUCUGCAAAAACUGAAUAUAUGCGUAUGCAUUAUGAUGGAAAGGCUGACCUUCUCAUCCAGCUUACUCUGGUACAGCUGCGCGUCUGCGGCUUCAACACAUUCGGCCAGUGCAUCUGCUCUUCGAGCGCUGUUUGUUUCAACUAAAAGACGAUUAGAAGGCGUCGGGACGAUCUCGGUAACCUACUCAUUUCGCUUGCAGCGUUGACGGCGUCGGAGCGGCGAGGGAAGAGAUCUUCGAGGCCGGCGGGG